Messenger RNA from Drosophila grimshawi, 1550 nucleotides. It is a transcript of the gene parvin, whose product is annotated as beta-parvin. Gene Ontology annotation, biological process: cell projection assembly; actin cytoskeleton organization; establishment or maintenance of cell polarity. The record is from RefSeq and is a predicted model, not a curated record. Gene Ontology annotation, cellular component: focal adhesion; cytoplasm; actin cytoskeleton. The coding region runs from base 145 to 1248 and encodes 367 amino acids. NCBI's taxonomy places the organism in Eukaryota, Metazoa, Arthropoda, Insecta, Diptera, Drosophilidae. The transcript has 5 exons. Gene Ontology annotation, molecular function: actin binding.
AUGUUACCGAUCGAUAGUUCGCGAAUAGACGAUUAAACUGUGAGCGAGUCCAGCUAACCGAUAAUAUAAUCGAGUGUCUAUCAGUCCCAUUACUUUGUUCGUUUUGUUUUAUUCGUUUUUUUGUUUGCCCUGUAGUGACCAGAAAUGUCGACAUUAAAUCGUCCCAAGUCGCCGCACACGCCCACGACAAUCAAGAAGGGCGAAAAGGAGGAUAGCUUUUGGGAUAAAUUCAGCACACUCGGACGGAAACGCGGCACUCGCGAAGUCAAGAAAGUCCAAGAGGAAGGCAAAUACGCAAUCGACUCCCCAGGCUCGCCCAGUCAGUUCGACAUACCGCCCGAGGAUUAUGCGCUGCGCGAGCAUGAGCAGCGCGCUGUCAUCGAUCCCCAAUCGAGUAACGAUCCGGAGGUGCUAAAACUGCAACAGAUACUGAUCGAUUGGAUCAAUGAUGAGCUCGCCGAGCAGCGCAUCAUUGUGCAGAAGCUCGAUGAGGACAUGUACGACGGCCAAGUGCUGCACAAGCUCUGGGAGAAGCUGACCGGCAAGAAACUGGACGUGCCAGAAGUCACACAGUCCGAGCAGGGUCAGCACGAGAAACUGAACAUUGUGCUUUCAGCUGUCAAUCACACACUUGGUUUCCAUCAGAAGAUACCGAAAUGGUCGGUGGCCAGCGUGCACUCGAAAAAUAUUGUGGCCAUAUUGCAUUUAUUGGUCGCUUUGGUGCGUCAUUUCCGUGCACCAGUUCGCCUGCCAGAGAAUGUCUUUGUCACCGUGGUGAUUGCCGAGAUGAGCGCCGGUUUUAUGAAUGCACAGAAAUAUCAGGAGCAAAUCACGUCGGAGUACGAUGAUCUGGGCAUGCGUUGCGAGAAGGAUGCAUUCGAUACGUUGAUUGACUGUGCACCCGAUAAACUGGCCGUUGUGAAGAAGUCGCUGAUUACCUUUGUCAACAAGCAUUUGGCCAAGCUGAACUUCGAGAUCAACGACCUGAACACAGACUUUCGGGAUGGCGUCUAUCUGUGCCUGCUGAUGGGUCUGCUGGGCGGGUUUUUUGUUCCGCUGCACGAGUUCCAUCUGACGCCGCAGGAUCCCGAUCAGAUGGUCAACAAUGUGGCCUUCGCUUUCGAUCUGAUGCAGGAUGUCGGUCUGCCGAAGCCAAAGGCACGCCCCGAGGACAUUGUCAAUAUGGAUCUGAAGUCAACACUACGUGUCCUCUACAGCCUGUUCACCAUGUUUAGGGACUACGCUUAGCUGAUCUAAACGUCAUCCACAUUCGGCGUCUUAUAACUUUGUUAUCAAUUAAUGAUUAAUGCAUGCCCAAAUCGUAAAUGGAAUUCAACUUCAAUGAAACAAAACGAAACAACCCGUGCGUCCUAACUAUUUAUAUUGAUUAUAUGUGUGUGUCUAACCCGUUGCAAGAUGCUGGCCCAGUUGGCCGGCAAUAAAGCUAACCCGCUCGAUUGUUAACUUGUAUUUACCAUUGAUACCAUGCCGUAGUUGUUACUAAAUGAAUUUAUACAUUACAUUUUAAUUAAUAAAUGUGCCUUUGACAA